Messenger RNA from Athene cunicularia (burrowing owl), 2284 nucleotides. It is a transcript of the gene SLC22A16, whose product is annotated as solute carrier family 22 member 16. Gene Ontology annotation, cellular component: membrane. The transcript is spliced from 8 exons. The record is from RefSeq and is a predicted model, not a curated record. Gene Ontology annotation, biological process: transmembrane transport. The coding region runs from base 77 to 1732 and encodes 551 amino acids. NCBI's taxonomy places the organism in Eukaryota, Metazoa, Chordata, Aves, Strigiformes, Strigidae.
UCAUUAUCUUUAUGGAAGAAUAUUUCUUCAAUUGAGAUUUCAAGCAUGUGUUUAUUUUGCAUCUGUCUUUCAAGCUAUGUCAUGUGGUAUCCAUUACUUAGCAUCUGUGUUCAUGGCUGUUACUCCUAACUUUGUAUGUGGGAUCCCUGGAAAUGUGAGUAGUGUUCUUUUCUACAACUCCUCUGAAUCAAGUAUAGAGGACGUCUGGACACUAUGGACAUCAACAGAAAAUUACAUUGUAGUCCAGCUGGAAAAUGGAGAAAUUUGGGAACUUAAUCAAUGCAGCAGGUCCAAACGAGAAGUCAGUUUAGGUCUGCAAUAUGAAUACAAAGGCAACAAGUCCGUAUUUUCUUGUUCUGAUGGAUUUCUCUAUGAUGAUACAAAGUGGAGGAGCACUGUUGUUACGCAGUGGGAUCUGGUCUGUGACCGAGAAUGGCUUGCAAAAUUAAUCCAGCCUACAUUCAUGCUUGGAGUCUUGAUUGGAGCAGUGAUUUUUGGUGACAUUGCUGACAGACUGGGAAGACAGCGUGUUAUAUGGUUCACAAGUGCUGGACAGUUUGUAUUUGGCAUCGCAGUGGCCUUCACAUUUGACUACUACAGUUUUGUGAUUGUGCGCUUUCUUCUUGCUAUGGUUUCAAGUGGCUAUCUGGUUGUCGCUUUUGUUUAUGUGACUGAAUUUGUUGGCAUUAAAGCACGAACCUGGGCUUCUAUGCAUGUCCAUGCUUUUUUUGCUGUGGGAAUUAUGAUUGUGGCACUCGUGGGAUUUUUGGUUCGGACCUGGUGGGUCUAUCAGAUAUUUCUCUCUAUAGCGACUCUUCCCUUUGUCUUGUGCUGCUGGAUGCUCCCAGAAACACCUUUUUGGCUCCUGUCAGAGGAAAGAUAUGAAGAUGCACAAAAAGUAAUUAAUAUAAUGGCAAGAUGGAAUAAAGUAAGCACUCCCUGCAAAGUUUCUGAACUGUGCUCAGUCCAACAAGAUGACCUAGUCAGUGGUACAACGGGUGACAAUGACACGUCCUCAACAAAGAAGCACAACAUCUUAGACCUGUUUUGUAACUGGCACAUUGCAAGAAGGACCAUCACAGUCUGGCUGAUCUGGUUCACUGGGAGCUUGGGGUACUAUGUCUUCUCCCUCAGUUCUGUCAAUCUAGGAGGCAAUGAAUAUUUAAAUCUCUUUCUCAUAGGUGCUGUGGAGUUGCCUUGCUAUAUCAUUGCUUGCAUUGGGAUGGACAAACUGGGAAGGAGAAACACACUCAUUCCGUUCCUUAUUUUAAGUGCACUGAUCUGUGUUUUAAUUAUGUUCAUACCUCAGGAUUUCAAUAUAUUAAUUAUCUUAGCAAAUAUGGCUGGAAAAUUUUCAAUAGGUGUGGCAUUUGGCCUUAUAUAUCUCUACACAGCAGAAUUGUACCCAACAAUUGUAAGAUCACUUGCUGUUGGAAGUGGAAGCAUGAUGUGCCGUGUAGGAAGUGUGGUUGCUCCUUUCUGUGUGUAUCUGAGAAGUGUUUGGAUUUUCAUGCCACUUUUGCUUGUUGGAAUCAUGGCUCUUCUGAGUGGAAUAUUAACAAUAAUGCUUCCAGAAACACUGGGAAAACCAUUGACUAAUACUUUGGUGGAAGCUACAGAACUGGGAAGAAACAAGAAAAGCUGUUCAGAAAAGACUCCUCCAGCACACAGUGGUGCAGCAUUAGAAAAGAUAGAGAUGUUUGGUCAAGAAAUAGUCAGCACUGAGAAAUAAAGCAACAGCAAAAUGGCCGUUCUCAAUUUUAAUCAUUAUCUAAUUUAUAAGAUUUUUUUUAUUCAAAAAAUGUGACUGUUCUAUAAUAUCUGUGCCUUUUACUUUGUAUCCAGUCUUACCUUUUCAAUAGAGAAAGUAUAUAAAACCUUUUCCAUGUGACUGAAGUACUGCAGAAAAUUUGAAAGGAUUUCUAGAUCCCUUGUCAAACUUACCCAGACUUUAGAAAACCUAUUUGACUUGCUGUGACUAGUUGGAAUGAUUACUCUAAAUGUUGGAACCUACUUGAUUACACAUGUAAAAAAUAUGCCAAAUCUUUGCUUCACAUUUUCUGCAGUUGGAUUUGUAAACCCACCACAAAGUGCCCUGUCAGCUCUUGUCCUGUUGCAGCUGACAGUUACAGGCUUGAGACUUCAAAACAUGAUAAACUCAGACAGUUAUAAUUCAGGAGAGAAGCCUUAGCAUUGCAUCCAGUUAUAUCAAUAAUUUUAAAGUUAAACUAAUUUGUUCUUUUUUUUUUUUCAUGUUUCCUACUAGAAAAGGUGCCAUUGCUAA